Messenger RNA from Penicillium atrosanguineum, 5895 nucleotides. RefSeq names its product 1-phosphatidylinositol 4-kinase STT4 (gene stt4). The transcript is spliced from 5 exons. The coding region runs from base 1 to 5895 and encodes 1964 amino acids. Gene Ontology annotation, molecular function: 1-phosphatidylinositol 4-kinase activity. Gene Ontology annotation, cellular component: cytoplasm; plasma membrane. Lineage: Eukaryota; Fungi; Ascomycota; Eurotiomycetes; Eurotiales; Aspergillaceae. Gene Ontology annotation, biological process: phosphatidylinositol-mediated signaling; phosphatidylinositol phosphate biosynthetic process. The record is from RefSeq and is a predicted model, not a curated record.
AUGGAUGGUCUCUCAGGUGGGAUCAGACGCUCUGCGUUUGAGAAACUUGCGGCGUUGGCCGUCAAGUCGCCCGCUCGUGAUGAUGGCUCCGAAUUAGCUCGUCUCGCCCAGCAGUCUCGCACACGCCAGCCUGAUGCAGCUUUAAAUGGAGUGCUCAAAGACCAGGCUCCGACCUCUCGGGUCCCAAUGGGUGUCCGCGAACUCGAUGUUCUUUUAGCGCUUUGUAGGGCGGCCUCGUUCGUGGACAAUCUCGAACAUGCCUCACGAUUGGCUCCACAGCUGGCUCGAUAUCUGCCCGAGUCCCCCAGUCAAUUGUUCCGGUUGUCGCCCUUCCUACAAACCGUCAAACCGUCGCCUUGGGAGGCUCUCACCCAUAACCUGACUGCUGCUCUAUUAACCCUGGGUAUACAGUAUCCGCCCCUGCGCAAGACCGCUCUUGGUGCGGCCAACGGUUUCCUGAAGAAUUGCGCCGAGGCAAUUAGGGCUGUGACGCCGUUUCAAUAUUCCAAGUCCGAAGCUGGGGGCCGAGGAGUCGCUCAUGAGUCCGUAGCAAUCUUAUCGAUUGCUGUGUCUUUGGUCGGCUUUUUGGAAGCAUCGGCCAAGUACACGGUGAUAUGGUCUGCAGCUGAGAAGCUGCAGAUCAUCGAGCAUCUGCGUUCCAUGCUGUCUGAGCCAUUCAUGAUUGCGGUGGAGACAGCAUCGUCCACUAUUCGUAACGUUGCCGGUUCCGAGAACUUCUUCAAGGACUGGAGAAAAUAUGCCAGGCGCUAUGCAUCCAACGGCCGCCCGCUAGGGGCAAUGCUGGUGCAGGAGGGCUUCAUGCGCUUUGCCAAAUCCUGCGCGGCAUCCCUCAUCGGAUCGCAAAAUAUGUCUGACGAUCAGCUCUUGGACGAAUAUAUGGCAGGUGUUGGGAUUGCCAAGAGCUACGACGACGCAGAUAUCGCUCUCAUCGAGCGGAUCACCGACCUGAUCAGCGAAGAAAUCCACCAGCUUGAAGAUGGUUCUGACUAUUUACAAGUAGGCUCGCCUUCGCAACAGCAGCUUGCUUUUUCCGUGAAAGGUAAUGCUUUAAUCGGAUUUUUGAACUGCGUUGUUCUCGGCGAGGACGCAGCCAACAACGAAGUCCUUCUUUCUUGGCUUGAGGAGACAUUGACCAACCCCCAACAAAUGUCGUGCACAGCUCUGGCCUUGACAACCUUGAAAAGCACGGCGAUCCUCGCAAGGAUGUCUGCGAAUGGUGCAUCUCUCGGGCGGCGUAGCCUUUUGAAAUUCCUGACUCAGGGGGGUGCAGCAUCUGGUUCCAUUGUCGCCGUGGCUGCUCGGUGCCUCGCUCAAAUCUUGAGCAUUCUCUCCGAGGAUUCGAUUAUCACCACUUUGUACUCGCUCGGGAACGCUUUGAGCCCGAGUCCUAAUGCUGACCAGUCCUCCCAAAAUCAAGCUAUCGGGGACCCAGCUGCACCCGAAAACAAUCUGCCGGCCUAUCCCAAGAGCGGAGAUGGAAGUCAAGCUUCCUUCCCUGCCACUGGAGAGGAGGAGAGUCUGACAUACAGGAACGUCGUUCAUGCCAUCGUAAUUGUCGCGACCGGUUGUCACGACGACAAAAUUAGUGCCUUGGCUCAAUCCAUGCUUCUCCAGAAAGUUGGGAAGAUUAAUGUUGCAGUAGACGCCUACAUUAUUCAAGAAACGGCGGUUCUUGCUUUGAGUGGUGGGCAGGCUGAGUUUCAGCUCCUGCUGAAAUUCUACGCUCGCAUCUACCUUGACGGAAUCCACAAAGGGUUGGAUAUGGUCUCCGAUGCGGUUCAGUGCGCCAUGGCUUAUCUUUCUGUGACGCUGCAAGAAGACUCCCCACUCUACAGAGUCUAUCUCAUGCAUCUACUUGAGAGUCUCGUCAACAAAGGGGAUGUCCCCGAUCUUGACAGUGAACGUCACAAAGAGGUGGUCUUCGCGCCCCGAGACAUUACUCCUCUCCUGAAGCCGUUGGCGUUGCUUGUGUCCUCUAAGAAGACAUCCGAAGGUUCACAAUCAACGGUUGAUUAUGACGACGCUAUCAUGUCUCUCUUCCGUGAUGCUUGGUUCAAUAUCGCGAUCCACGGAAUUUCGCUCAAUUCAAGCAUUGCCCAGAAGCAUUUGAAAGAGCUCUGUUUGCUUGCAAGCCAUUCCCCGCCGCUCGUGUCUGAAGAACGCAUGGAGUCCUUGGAGAGCGACGUGGAGCUCAACACAGUUCUCCGGAGGGGUUCUGGACCGCAGCGAAUGUUGGAGCAGAAGCGCAUUCUUAUUUCAGAGCUGGCUGGCAGAGAAUCAGACAUCAAGAAAUUGGAUUACCCACGGGCAGUUUUCCUUAACGCCGUGCUGCUGGUCGAGCAUCUCCGUGCUUCGUCUGGGGAUUGCACCAAGAUUCUCGGCUAUUUCCGUGACCCUGCGCUUACCACACCAGAAAUGGUCACCUGCAUGACUGCUGUCGCCGAAAAGACAGUCACCUGCUAUCUUUCAAACACUCUCUCGGGAGAAUAUGACGACUUUUCAGCUCCGUACUUGUCGAAACAGUUGGCCGAGUUCCUAGUGGCUUGCUGCCAUCGCAUCGAAAGGGUGCAAACCAUAGCGAUACUUUGUGCAGACAAGAUCAUCAGAGAAUGCCCCUCUGCCUUGUGUGAGAAGCAUUCUCUCUUCGCCCUGCUGGAAAUCUUGACUGUGAUGUGGUCAUCCUGCCUCCAAGGAGAACUUGAUGAGUUUGAGUGGAAACCAUCGCUGGUGUCUCCAAUGGGCAUCGUCAGAGUGGAUCUUCCGGAUAACUAUGCACUGAGAAAGGUGACCCUGAAUCGUUUUCUUGAGCGAGCCAGGGCAUGGGUAACAGCAGUGCUGAAUGUUGCCCCUCUGGACAUCAAAGGCCUUCUUCAGACAUAUCUCUCUGAGUUCGACGAUGAUGGCGCUUAUGGCCAUAUUGAAAUGGGCCGUUCCUUCGCCCUGGAGAUGGGCUCGCUCAUUCCACAAAGUGAUCCACGGCUAGGAUCUAUCGAAGGCCAUGAUGCCAGUGAGAUCAAUGUUGCUUCGGACUUCAUGGCUCUGUACACAACUCGACAGAAGUACCGCCGGCCCGAGGCCACUCUGCUGGACGGAUCAGGUGAGGACAUUUUUGGUACCAUUGGCCGAAAGCCUUUGGCAGACAUUCCACCCGAGUCUGCCGCGGACUUGGAAUAUUCUCUCGCCCGUUUGUACGAACGGAGUAUGCAAGGAGGACAUAUUCCUCUUGUUGAGGUGAGGGAUGUUCUGCGGCAGGCGGCAGGUCUAAUUUGCAGCAGCAGCAAGCCGCGGCUUUCUGUUGUUCAUUACUUGGUUGCCUUGCCUUUCCAGGUUUUUACCAAGGAGACCAUCAAGCUAGGAGUCUCUCUAUGGCUUGGUGUCAUUCAUGAAAACCCAAGCAUCGAGCCGCGCAUUCUGGCUGAAGUGGUCGAGGCAUGGGAGAGAAGCAUUCAUCGCCGUCAAGGUUUGUUCGAUCCCACAUUCGGAUAUCUUGACCCGCUACACACCAAGAUCGAAUUGCUUCCGACAGAUAAGGCAUUGAUGCUCAAGAAGCAACAAAAGGCCCAGGAUACGCUCUCGCCGCACUCUCGCGUCCUCCAGUUCUUUGAGAGUCAUUUCAACGCCAUCCGCCUAGGGAACCUGCAGGGCCAGCAACUCUUUUGUCGUUUGAUUAGUAGCACGGUUGUGGCUCUUUGUCAGACCCAAGGUCAUCCUCUGGCUCGAGAAGUUCACUUCCGCAUCGUCCUCUUCGGCUUGAGGGUCCUAAAACAUCUGAGCCCGCAAAAUGUCUCUGCGUCUUGGAAGCUCAAAGAUCAAAUUAUUUCUGCCGCCCUCAGCUGGUUCAAGCAUCCUCCAAGAUGGUCAUUUGGAGGCAAUCGCCUCCAGAUUAAAGCCGAAGAUAAGAUCCUCGGUGACGUUCUGUCUAUCUUGCGAAGCACCGCUCAUAUCGCUUCUCAGAAUCAGGGACCAUGCAAAUCUCUACAAGCCAAACAAGACUUGGUUCAAAUUCUUGUUGAGAACGAAAGAUCUCGUCUCCGGGUUUGGUUAAAUCCGUUGGAGCCGGAGCGAAAACACCACCUGUCCUCCCUAGGAGGCAAGAACUCGACAGAGAGUGUUGUGUCCUUUCUCAGACUUGCUUGGGCUGAGAGUCCCGGACUGGCGAUUCAGCUUGCCUCUCGAUUCCCGUCGGCUAAGAUGCAAAGUGACCUUCGGUGGUUGAUCCUCAACUUCCCCGAAAAGGUCGUCACAGAGGCAAGCGCACUUGAAAUCAUGUUCGAAGCGUCCCUGCCCGCCGAUGUCAAUUAUCAGCUGAAGUACCUCUUGUUCUGGGCACCCGUGAACCCAACCGAAGCUCUCACAUUCUUCUUGCCCGCUUACGGCAACCAUCCGUUCAUUUUGCAAUAUGCCAUGCGCGCUCUGGAAAGUCACCCCAUUGAUGUUCGCUUUUACUUUGUGCCGCAGUUGGUCCAGGCUCUACGAUACGAUGCUCUAGGCUACGUGGAACGUUACAUCCUUGAAACAGCGAAGUUGUCUCAACUGUUUGCUCACCAAGUGAUAUGGAACAUGAAAGCAAAUUCUUACAAGGACGAGGAAUCCCAGGUGCCUGAUCCUCUCAAGCCAACAAUCGAUCGCUUUGUCGACAAGUUGAUCGCAAGCUUCUCCCACGAGGAGUGCAACUUCUAUGAACGAGAGUUUUCGUUCUUCAAUGAGGUCACCGGCAUCUCCGGCAAACUGCGUCCCUAUAUCAAAAGGAGCAAGCCUGAGAAGAAAGAGAAGAUCGAGGAAGAGCUCCGCAAGAUCAAGGUCGAAGUUGGGGUGUAUCUUCCCAGUAACCCGGACGGCGUGGUCGUUGGAAUUGAUCGCAAGUCCGGAAAGCCCCUGCAAAGCCACGCAAAGGCUCCAUACAUGGCAACUUUCCGAAUUCAGAAGACCAGACCACGUGUUGAUGCAGAUGCAAAGGCCGAGUGCAAUAACCCUGGGGCUCACGGGCCUGAGCAGCGUCAUCUUGUCGGUCCCACAUCCGAGGCCGACCUGGAGAAGUAUGAAGUGUGGCAGUCAGCGAUUUUCAAGGUUGGCGAUGAUUGCAGGCAAGACAUGCUUGCCCUGCAGAUGAUUGCGGCUUUCCGAAGCAUCUUCUCCAGCGUGGGAUUAGAUGUCUGGGUCUUCCCAUAUCGGGUCACCUCUACUGCACCGGGGUGUGGUGUUAUCGAUGUGCUGCCCAACUCCAUUUCCCGUGAUAUGCUAGGCCGUGAAGCAGUGAAUGGAUUGUAUGAUUACUUUGUCUCUAAGUACGGAGGCGAGGACUCAAUUCGAUUCCAGGAGGCACGUACCAACUUUGUCAAGAGUAUGGCGGCCUACUCCGUCAUUUCAUACCUCUUACAGUUCAAGGAUCGACACAACGGUAACAUCAUGAUUGAUGACGCGGGGCAUAUCAUCCACAUCGAUUUCGGAUUCUGUUUUGAUAUCGCGCCCGGCGGCGUUCGGUUCGAACGUGCGCCAUUUAAGCUCACCUCCGAGAUGGUGGCCGUGAUGAGCGGCACUCACAACCCGGCUCACCACAGCCUACCGGGAACCAAUUCGCACAACCCGACUGCCACCCAGCCCUACCGCUGGUUUGAGUCCUUGGUCGUCAAGUCAUUCCUGGCUUCGCGUCCGUACUGCGCCAAGCUGUCCCAUAUCGUAUCAUUGAUGCUUGAUAGCGGUCUACCGUGCUUCAAGCCCGAGACCCUCAAGAACUUCCGCGACCGAUUUGUCUUGGACAAGACCGAGCGAGAAGCCGCCGACUUCAUGCGAGACCUCACCCGCAAGUCGUACAUGAGCGUGUCCACCAAGGGGUACGACCAGUUCCAGUUGAUGACCAACGGUAUUCCCUACUGA